Chiloscyllium plagiosum (whitespotted bambooshark) is the source of this 2145-nucleotide messenger RNA. Lineage: Eukaryota; Metazoa; Chordata; Chondrichthyes; Orectolobiformes; Hemiscylliidae. The record is from RefSeq and is a predicted model, not a curated record.
CUCACCAACAUUCUGUACAACCGUCAUCUUCUUGAAAAGCUCUGUUUAAAUGUAAAUUCUUUCCUUUCUCAUUCAGCUUUCACAGACAACCCAUCAGUACUGAGUGAACUGUGCUCCACACUGUCUCGUCUUGCUGUCAGGAAUGAGUUCUGCCAAGACAUCGUGGAUCUAGGAGGUCUCACCUUCAUGGUAGCCUUGUUGGCAGACUGCAUUGAACAUCAGGAAGUGGUGAAGCAGGUACUGGGUGCCUUCCGAGCGAUCGCAGGUAAUGAUGAAGUAAAGGACGCAAUCAUCAAUGCUGGUGGAACAGACCUGAUUGUGUUAGCCAUGAACCGACACUUGGGAACACCACAGAUCUGUGAACAGGGAUGUGCUGCUUUGGGGAUGUUUGCCUUACGGAAACCGGAAAACUGUCGUGUGAUCAUGGAGGGUGGCGGAGCACUGAUUGCGCUGCAGGCAAUGAAGGCACAUCCAGCUGAGGUGAACGUACAGAAGCAGGCCUGCAUGUUACUCCGUAACCUGGUGGCCCGCAAUUCUGACUUCUCCCAGCUGAUCCUGGAGAUGGGAGCAGAGGUGCUCAUCCUGCAGGCAAAGACUACACACCAAGACUGUGAGGACUUAGCAAAAGCUGCCCUGCGGGAUCUUGGCUGCAAAGUAGAGCUUCAGGAGCUCUGGACAGGGAAGAAAGCUGGGAUUUCCCGUUAACUGCCAUCUUGGGACAAGACUAGGAGAUGGACCUCGAAAGCACACGUCAUGUUUGGUUGCACAUUUCUGGAUUGUUCUAAUAUUUAACCCCUUUGUGAUCAUCUGAGAGGUUGUACAAGCGACCAGAGAACCUCUGAGGUGUCUGUUUCAGCUGCGGUGAGUUGAGGAUCUACAAGAUGCCACCACUCUCACUCCACUUCGGUAAACGGGACUUCCCACAAUGCACAUUGGUACAGGGAGCAGGCUGUUGAUUGAUGAUCACUACCAAACUCACAAGGAUCCUUCCACUAAGAAUGGCCAUCUCUGAACUUUCUUGCACUUUGACAGGUAAUCGGCUUCUGGAAAUUCCAUUAUGUUACCCAGAGUUAUUUUUCUUGCCAAAGUAUCAGCAGAAUGGAAAGUGUUUCUAGACAAGCGGUUUGAAUAUUGUUCUGUCACAUUAAUAUCCUCUUGUGGCACGUUAUGAGUAAAGUGUUUAACACCUAACUUGAUAGAUUUUGUAUCUUGAAGCAGGUUGUGAAUCUGAAAUUAAACAUGCCCCAUCCCAUCCCAUCAGUUAAUAAUUUAAUCACCACCUCAUGACACAAUAUAGGCUGUGUAUUUUCCUUUUUGUCUGUUUCAUCUUUUUAAAAAAAAACCUGUUUUACAGUGCCAUAGCGCUCACAGGGUCUGUAAAUGAAAUGAAGCAUACAUUACCAAACAAUUAAUUUUAGAUGCAGUGAUUUCUUCUGAGUUGAUGACAAAAUAUCCAAAAGGACAUUUGUCUGAUCAGUAGGAAUGACACCAUUGUUUCAAUAUUCCCACAAUGAGAUCUUUAUUAGCAAUGGAGAGGAGAUUCUCCCCAUCCUUGUUUGAUGAUAGAAUUGACGCUGAUAAAGAGCUUAUCCAACACUUCUUUACAAUCCAACAACUAGAGUUUCCUAUCAUCACCUUUUAAAACAAUAUUUUACACAUUUUAUUCAGUGCAUGUGCACAAGCAAACACCUCCCCAUGCACCUAAGGCUCUAACAACUGAGGAAAUCCUUAUGUGUAAUAGAGAUCACAGCUAGAUAGUUGAGAUUUGGUUGUGACUCUGUGUUAGUCAUGUCCUGUGCAAAUCAUGAAAGCAUGUCAGCGGAUCUGGCAAAUCCCUGCGCUUCUGUUAGACUAUUGGACCCUGGAUUUGAAAUUCAAUCAAAAUUAUUGUCUUGCAGUUGGAAGCAAUGUCUGCCUUGAGUGAGGUUGUCCCUCCUGUUCUGCUGCAGUGAGUCAGAGGUUGACUGUAUAGUCCCACUGUACACAUCAGCAAUGUUAUGUAACCCUAAAAUGCAUCACUCUGAAAGCAUUGACAUGAACAUUACUCUGAGGUCAUAAACCUAUUGUAUAUUUCCAUAAAUGUAUUGUUUUAUCUUGUCAGUCAAGCCCAGAUGUUUUUGAUGUAUUAAAAGUGUGUGCACGCAA